Molecule: messenger RNA, 1155 nt
Organism: Rhodotorula toruloides NP11
Lineage: Eukaryota; Fungi; Basidiomycota; Microbotryomycetes; Sporidiobolales; Sporidiobolaceae
Product: mitochondrial phosphate carrier protein
Exons: 9
Coding region: 1-1155 (384 amino acids)
Biological process (GO): mitochondrial phosphate ion transmembrane transport
Cellular component (GO): mitochondrial inner membrane
Molecular function (GO): phosphate transmembrane transporter activity
Source: RefSeq, a predicted model, not a curated record
AUGGUCGCGCAGCUCAUGGGAAGCCUCUUCCAGGGAUCCUUCACCACCCCCGCCCUCCCCGCCUUCUCCCUCGGCGGCGUCGCGGCCUCGGUCGUCGACGAUGCCAAGUCCAAGGCUGAGGACCUCAAGAACAAGGCCUCGCACGCCGCCUCGUCUGUCGGAGACAAGGUUGACGGUGCCCGCGCUGCUGCCACGACUGGCGCCGCCCAGGCCGUCUCGAAGGCUGCCCCCGGCACCAUCGAGCUCUACUCGGGCAAGUACUACGCGACCUGCGCCCUCGGCGGUGCGCUCGCCUGCGGCACCACCCACGCUUUCGUCACCCCGCUCGACCUCGUCAAGUGCCGCAAGCAGGUCGACAAGAACAUUUACAAGUCCAACAUGGACGGGUGGAAGAAGAUCCACGCCACCGAAGGCGGCAUCCGCGGCCUCUACACCGGUGUCGGCCCGACCUUGAUUGGCUACUCGAUGCAGGGAGCGGCUAAGUACGGGUUCUACGAGUACUUUAAAAAGUUCUACUCGGACCUCGCAGGUGCCGAGAACGCCGUCAAGUACAAGGACGCCAUCUACCUCGCCGGUUCCGCCUCGGCCGAGUUCUUCGCCGACAUGGCCCUCGUCCCCAUGGAGACCGUCAAGGUCCGCAUGCAGACCACCUUCCCUCCCUUUGCCACCUCUGCCGUCUCGGGCCUCAACAAGGUCGUCGCCGCCGAGGGCUCUGGCGCGCUCUUCAAGUCGCUCCCCUCGCUCUGGGGCCGUCAGAUUCCCUACACCAUGAUGAAGUUCUGGUCGUUCGAGGCCACCGUCGCCGCCAUCUACAACGCCCUCGGCGCGCCCAAGGAGUCGUACAACAAGCUCCAGCAGCUCGGUGUCUCGGCCACCGCCGGUUACAUCGCCGGUGUCUUCUGCGCCGUCGUCUCGCACCCCGCCGACACCAUGGUUUCCAAGCUCAACGCCCCUCUGGCCCCCGGCCAGGCCAAGCCGACCGUCGGAUCGAUUUACGCUGACAUCGGAUUCGGUGGGCUCUGGGGAGGACUCGGAACUCGUAUCAUCAUGAUCGGAACCCUUACCGCUCUUCAGUGGCUCAUCUACGACACUUUCAAGGUCACUAUGGGUCUCCCAACCACCGGCAGUGCCGCCCCCGACCCGACCAAGAAGUGA